Moneuplotes crassus is the source of this 1325-nucleotide messenger RNA. The record is from the annotation of a GenBank genome assembly. Lineage: Eukaryota; Ciliophora; Spirotrichea; Euplotida; Euplotidae.
AUAAAAUGCUUACCCCCACUUCUCAAGAAAGAACGGCUACUAAUUCGUUGCUUGAAAUUAAUGAAACCUGAUCAAUUCCUCACAUCACCAAGAAAAACAACAAAGAGAUGUGAACAAUAUCCCCUUGGGAUGACUCAUUCGAUUCCAUUGUUGAUAAGCCCAGGAAGAAACUAAAGAAAAAUCAUAAAUCGAAGAAGUACUAGUUCCACUCUCCCAUUGGCUCAAAGAGUAAAAUUGGCCGGAUUAAGAAUAAUAGAGGAGAGGAUGAAAAUAUGUUAAUUCCUGUUCACUCUCAUACACAGAUAUAACCAUCUCCCAGGUUGUGAAUAGACUCCAUAACAGUAAAAAGCGAAUCAAAACGAAAGAUACACAAGAUGGGUCAAAAGAAGAUACCUCAGAAGUCCAAGAAGUUAUCAAAAUUCCUGAGCCUGAGAAGAAAAUUGACCCAAGGAUGGUGUUCCGUGAGCUAUGCCACAAAUCUUCCCAAAAUUUCUCUAAAAUUCAGAAAGAUCUCGACAGCUUGGUUAUCAUCAACAGAUUUCAUGAAGCUAAAUUUCCAGAAGCUAAGCCUAAAUUUAAGAAUAUAAAACGUAAAUAAAUUUUCUCUCAAUAAGAUGUUGAUGAAAAGCCAGACUCAGAAGAACUUCAAGAAUAGCAUCAUUAAAAGUAAUGAUGAAAGACUGUCUAACCAGUAUAACCCUGAAUCGAUUAUCAGCAGAGAAUCUACUCCUUCUGAGUUCCCUCUGGUUAAAUAAUGCAGUGAAAUUCUUACUAGGAGGAGAUAAGAGAACUCAGAUAAAGUCAUCAUCAAGGAAUAUUUUCUCUCCUCUUUCUCUUGGAAGUCCCUUCAACAAAAACAGGGAGGUCAAAUCGCCUAAACUAGAGCCCUUAAACACCAUAUGUACACCUCUAAGGGCAUUAGAUGUGAUCCAAAGCCCUAAGAGGAAGAAAGAAAAGUUAAAACCUAUUAACAAGAAGCAGCCAAAGACAGUUAAGAGUCAUGAUUUGGACGACCAGAACAAGGGUUGUACUAAGUUGAGAAAACCUCAGAAAUUAUCUCUAUAAAAAGUAUUUCAGUCAGGAAUUCUGAAUUGACCCAGACAAUAAAGGAGAGACAGAACUUAUUCUCCCCAUGUAUCCAAUCAGAAAGCAGGUUUAUUUCUCCUUCUAUGAACAAGAGGGAAACUUCACCAGGUCUUACUUGGAAGGACUAUAUCAGCAAGAUGAUGGUUGAAACGAUGAUAAAGGAUAACUUAUAUAAAGGGAAAAAGCACAUAUAAGUACAUAUGCAAUGGGAUCGCUAAACUAGAAAGAUCUCGUGUUUU